CGCAGAAACUCGAGAAAUUUUGCCGCUGCAGCAGUUAACCCUAGCUCACUUGCGUUAUCAAUGCAUGUGUGCACUGCACGAGAUAAGACGACAACUGCAGCCAGUAGGGUGAGCGUUGUGCUGUCGCCAGUAGUCGCCCACCAUGGCCACGCCAGGCAGCGGCGAGCAGGAGGGCCGGCACGUGCUGAGCGGUCCGCCGCUGACCGAGGAGGAGCUGGCGCGGGCCGAGCUGCCCCUGGCGCCCUACCUCGUCCAGAAGCUGGCCGCCCACGGAGACCGCGUCCUGCAGGUGGUGUUGGGCCAGAAGUGGCGGGCGGACUGGGUGCUGCGGCAGGCGGCGGCGGAGCUGUCGGCGCUGCGGAGGGCUGCGUCCGGCCUGCGGGAGGGAGACACCGUGGCCGUCUGCAUCGGCCGCUCCGCGCUCUUCGCGCCGGCCCUGCUGGCCGCGCUCUGCUCUGGGGCCGUCUGCGCCGUCGUCAACGCCGCCCUGCCUCACGAGAGCCUGCGCCGAGUGCUACGAGAGCUGAAGCCCGCAGCAGUGCUGUGCCAACCAGAGUUCGCCGAGUGCGCGUCAGAUGCCAAACCGAUUGACUGCCCGCUGCAGGUGCUGGGGUCUGCUGAGUCGGUAGCUGACGCUCAGCAGCUGCUGAUGCGGAGCGCUCAGGGGCUGAAGGCGGACAACACGGCCCCUGCAUUCGCUAUGCUCAGUUCUGGCACCACGGGGCACCCCAAGAUCAUACGCACAACUCGCCUCAACUUGGCCUUAUCGAUGCGCUUACUAGCGAGAAACGAUGCACUUUUCGGAGGAGAGGACACCUUGUUGUUCACAACCGGAUUCUCCUGGAUUACUGGAACGCUGUUCACGUUCUGGAGUAUCGACAGCGGGAUGAAAUUCGUUAUGACGCCCGAAUUCAGUCCUCAAACUGUACUGGACCACAUCGAGAGAUCCGAGCCCACCGUGAUGUUCAUGCCGCCGAACCAGUGGCUGUCGCUGCUGCGCCAUGCUCCGGAGGGCCGGCUGCGGUCUGCGCUGAAGCGGCUGCGCGUGGGCGUCACAGCAGGGACGGCGCUCAAGGCGGAGGCGCACGCCUGGAUCGAGGCGCGCACGGGCCGCCCGCUGAUACAGUGGUACGGCCAGACCGAGGCCUUCCACCUGUGCAUGGCGCUCAACCGUCGCCCCCCAGUGCCACCUGGCUCAGUGGGGCGCGUCAAUGACGGGGUGCAAGCCAAGGUAUUGGACUUAGAGACUGGGAAGUGUCUCGGUCCAGGAAUCGACGGCGAGCUGUUCUUCAAAGGAUGGGCCAUCAUGGAGGAGUUCGUGGACAAAGAGGGCUGGAUCCACACCGGAGACGUGGGGCACUACGACGCUGAUGGCAACUUUUACGUCGUCGACAGAGUAAAGGAACUCGUCAAAUACCGUGGUGUUCACGUAUCGCCUUCAGAGCUGGAGGCGUGGCUGCUGGGACACCCGCAGGUGUCUGAGGCGGUGGUGGUGGGCCUGCCGCACGACGAGGACCAGGAGCACCCAGCAGCCUUCGUCGUGCUCGCCCAGGGCGCUACCGUCACUACUGACGAGCUGAGGCAGCUGGUAAAAGAGAAAGCCCGGGGCAGCGAGGAGAAACUGCUACAUGGGGGUGUCUUCGUAGUAGACUCCAUCCCUCGCAUGGCCACUGGAAAGGUCAGCAGGGGGCAACUGCGGCACUCUCUCCUGGAGAGGGUCAAAGGAAGGGCCUAAGCACAUUCUCACGAAUAGCAACUGACGUCUUCUGCGCUUCACUGCAGUCUCACAGGGCAACGAUUACUAUGCACAGCAACUUCCGUAUGGCUUUGGUCUACAUAAUAACUCACUUGGUAUCUCAUGUGCAUCUUUGUUAACUGGUGUAGUAUUACUUCUGUAAUAAAUUGAAUUAGCUUUACUUUAAUAAGCACUCAGUCAAAAUGAAUUAAUAUCAAUCACGAGACAAGCUGUCAAAUGUAGUUCUCCCGUACGAAAAAAA
This is a messenger RNA of Schistocerca gregaria, 1997 nucleotides long. RefSeq lists its product as uncharacterized. Lineage: Eukaryota; Metazoa; Arthropoda; Insecta; Orthoptera; Acrididae. Gene Ontology annotation, biological process: long-chain fatty acid metabolic process; fatty-acyl-CoA biosynthetic process. The transcript is spliced from 8 exons. Bases 143 to 1735 code for a protein of 530 amino acids. The record is from RefSeq and is a predicted model, not a curated record. Gene Ontology annotation, molecular function: long-chain fatty acid-CoA ligase activity.